Messenger RNA from Harmonia axyridis, 1572 nucleotides. RefSeq lists its product as uncharacterized. The transcript has 2 exons. Bases 9 to 953 code for a protein of 314 amino acids. Lineage: Eukaryota; Metazoa; Arthropoda; Insecta; Coleoptera; Coccinellidae. The record is from RefSeq and is a predicted model, not a curated record.
UUCAAAUUAUGGCUACAGAAGUUCUAAAAUCAAUUGAUCAGGAAGUUACAGAAGCCAAAUACUAUUCAAUAAGCGUAGACUCCACACCAGAUAUAACGCAUACCGAUCAACUGGCUUUUAUUACUCGCUAUAAUAAAGAAGACGGAAAACCAGUGGAAAGAUUUUUAGGAUUUAUACCAAAUCCGGGACACAAGGCUGAAGACCUUUAUAACGCUGUUAUUAAAAUGAUGGAGGAGCAUAAUUUCAAUUUUGCGAAUUGUAGAGGUCAAUCCUAUGACAAUGCGGCAAAUAUGUCAGGAAUAUAUAAUGGACUGCAAGCAAAAAUAAAAGAAAUCUCUCCUUUGGCAUAUUGGAUCCCAUGCGCGGCUCAUUCGCUGAACCUCGUCGGAGAACACGCUGCUGGAUCGUGUAAGGCAUCUCGGGAUUUUUUCUCACUUCUUCAGGAUAUUUACGUUUUCUUCUCAAUCUCGACUGCUCGCUGGGGGAUACUAAUGAAACAUCUGACUGGCCCUUCAGUGAAACGAUUAUCUACAACUCGCUGGUCGGCGAGAUAUGAAGCUUGCAACAGCAUGAACCAAAACUGGAAAGAAGUUGUCGCAGCUUUGAGUGAAAUUGAUGAGCGGGACAGGUCUAAGACUGGGAGUGGAGCAAAAGGAUUGAAAAUCAAGCUAACAUCUCUGGAAACCGCAAUAAUGUUCGCUGUAUGGAGUCCAAUUUUGGAAAGAUUUGAUAAAGUGAGCGAAGCAAUACAGAAAGUUGGCAUUGGUAUAGAUGAAGUAGUUUUGAAUUAUGAGUCAUUGGUUGAUUAUAUCUUAGGAUUAAGAGAUCAAUUUGAUCGAUUUGAGAAAAAGCGAAGAUCAGUUCUGGAUUUGAGAAAUAUCGAAGUGAAGAAAGAAGAGCCACAACAAGAACUGUUCCUGCUGAUGAAACUCGAGUGGGACAUACUGCUUUGAGUGGGAGGGAAAACUUCAGAGUAGGGGUUUAUCUUGUUAUAAUUGACUAUCUAACAUUCUAACAAGAGAAUUGAAUCAAUGUAAAAAUUGCUACAAGGGUUUUGCUGCGAAAUUCUCCUUUUUAUUAAAACUGCAAUCGAUUAGUUCUGAAGAAUUAGGAGUAGCGGUUACUAAUCUCAUCUCUAGUUUUCCUCAGGAUUUAGAUGAAAAACUCCACGAUGAAUGUUUGCACUUCAAAUCCUACUUAGGACAGUUAGAACAACCUCCAAAAACUCUACACGAGAUGAGUACCUUCAUUAGAAGUGAUAAAAGCUUAGUGCAAGUGUUUCCCUACAUCGAUAUUACAAUUAGAAUGUUUUUAUGCACUUUUGCAACGAACUGUUCAGCAGAGAGGUCGUUUUCAGCAUUGAAGCGAAUUUUAUCCUAUUUGCGAUCUAGCAUGUCUCAAGAGCGUUUGAAUUCUCUGGCCGUUUUGUGCAUUGAAGCUGAAUUGUUGAAAAAAUUAGACUUCGAAGCUGUGUUGCAACAAUUUGCGGAAAAGAAGGCAAGAAGAAAACCAUUAUUAGUUUGAUUAUGAAAGCUGUAAUUUUUUACUAUGAAAUAUAACUCUGAAACAUUA